This is a messenger RNA of Cladocopium goreaui, 1372 nucleotides long. NCBI's taxonomy places the organism in Eukaryota, Dinophyceae, Suessiales, Symbiodiniaceae. The record is from the annotation of a GenBank genome assembly.
GCAUGGCAUAGACGAGCCAUGCUGGCUGCUCGCCCUCGACUUGCCUCAGCACUGAGCAUAUCAGUUCAGCAGAUUAAGUCAGAGGUUCUUGCUGCCUGCCUACCAGGCGCUAUCACUGCAGACGUCGGGUCGAGUUCUGGCAGCUGGGCCCCUGUUGAACAGCAGGUGAAAGUCUCAAGCGCUUGGCCGAAACAUCCUUUAGAGGCAGAGGAGCGCCUGGCGCUGGCUGAAGCUUUUGCGACUCUUUCAGGCUCAGAACGUGGCAAUGCCCUUUGCUCACUGUUUCGACGUCUCUUGCAGGACGAGCAGCUCUUUGGAGUGCGAAGCGAUGGCACAGCUCGUUGUGGUCUUGUCCUGGGCAAUGGCGAGGCAGCAGCCUCUGAAGUUGUGGCUGCCGUGCUUCGUGGGUAUGCUGUGACCCAGGCGUUGAGGCAGCCGGAGCAAGUGGAUGGCUUCCCACCAGAAUUGCUGCAAUUCAUUGAGGCUGGACCUAUCUCGCAACUGCCAGACGUCCAGCUGUUGCGAUUGGUGGGGCGGUUGCCUUCACUUUGGGCGGAAGUCCAGAAGUUGCCUGGGGACUUUGGUGGAUGGGUUGUGGAGGGAAGAGAAAUGCCCCAUGGUAUGGCCGGUUUGGAUGCAAUGGCACUCGCGCGGACGAACUUGGAGGCGCUCUCCAAGUUGCCACGAUCCAAUCAUCAUUUCACACAGGAGGCUCAUGACUUGUCAGCAUUGCUUUCCACGUCAACGCCUCCAAGCGUAGAUGUCCCAUCGCUUCCAGGUCUUCCGCCACCCCGUUGGGCGCGCAGUGCUUACGAUCGUGGAAUUGAAGAAAUUCACGAUUUCCUCGAUUUCCUCUGGGGAUUCAGUGAGACCCAGUCGUCGGUGAGUCUUGGUGGCGCCUCCAAGCAUUUUCUGCUCACAAGUAUGGAGAUGCCAGAGGAUGUAGUGAAAGCUGCCAUCAUCACCACCCUCAGUCCUUUUCGUGAGCCCGUUUGGCUUCACGUGGUAGGCUUGGGGCCAGAUGCGCUGCGCAGAGAUCCGCAGCGUGGCUUCGCGCGGCUGGUGGAGUCGGGCAAAGAGAACCUGGAGUGGCAGCUGCUUGAGCAUGAGUCCGCAGAAUCCUUCCUGGCCUGGUUGCGUAAGAGCAAACAUCCUUUGGGCCCACCAAUGCUUUUUGGCACGCUCUGGGGCUAUGAAGAGGAGCUGCGGCGCACUGUGGCACAUGCUGGGGGCGCUAAUUGGCCACAGCUUUUUGCGGCGGAGCCUUGGGAACAGCUUCGACGCUGGGCGCGGCCUGUCUUUGAAGGGAGCAUGCGCCGCAGCGACCUAGUGCAGCGCUUGGAAGGCCUGACAUAUCCACCGAGCGAGUGAC